Molecule: messenger RNA, 1056 nt
Organism: Exophiala aquamarina CBS 119918
Lineage: Eukaryota; Fungi; Ascomycota; Eurotiomycetes; Chaetothyriales; Herpotrichiellaceae
Product: eukaryotic translation initiation factor 3 subunit F
Exons: 2
Coding region: 1-1056 (351 amino acids)
Biological process (GO): translational initiation
Cellular component (GO): eukaryotic translation initiation factor 3 complex, eIF3m
Molecular function (GO): translation initiation factor binding; translation initiation factor activity; metallopeptidase activity
Source: RefSeq, a predicted model, not a curated record
AUGGCCCAAGAUGGCUCCCUGCACUUGUCCAGGCCUCUCGGUCCUGCUGCUGUCGGUGCCCAACCCACAGUUGCUCCUCUUCGUGUCGUGAUACAACCACAGGCCCUAUUCUCUAUCCUCGACCACUGCUCCCGUCGCCCACCAGACCAACAACGAGUCAUUGGCACCCUACUAGGAACUCGCUCCGAUGCCGAUGAAUCCCAAGUCGUCGUCCACUCCUCCUUCGCCGUCAGCCACACCGAGACGACCGACCAGGUCGAAGUCGACAUGGAAUAUCAAAAGGCCAUGUUGGCACUGCACCUGCGUGCCAACCCGAAAGAAGUCCUGGUUGGCUGGUAUGCGACCAGUUCGGAACUCAACACUUUCUCGGCUUUGAUCCAAAACCACUACAGCAGUCAGGGCGAAGGCACUUUCCCUUACCCUGCCGUCCACGUCACGGUCUCGAGCCAGCCAGGCAAGGACGUCGAAGUCAGGACCUACAUAUCGUCCCCCGUGGGCGUGAGCCCCGAACGAGCCGCCGACUCCGCCGCAUUCAUCCCCGUACCGUAUACAAUCCACUACAACGAUGCCGACCGCGCAGGAGUGGACACGAUCCAGAAUGCCAAAGACUCAGAGACGAGGACAGGCGCCGCACUGACAGACAUUGAACAUCUUGAACGAUCGCUAGAAGACACAUUGGGCAUGUUGGACCGGGUCGCCAAGUAUGUGGAGAACGUGAUUGAAGAAGAAGAGGAGCCCUCGACCGCACUCGGACAAUUUCUUCUCAAUACACUCGCGCUCGCGCCCAAGGUCGACCCGGCCGAGAUUGAAAAGGACUUCAACAAUCAUAUUCAAGACGUGCUCACUGUUUCAUAUCUCGCUAACAUGGUUCGCACACAGAUGGACCUGUCCAACAGACUAGCAACAGCACAAUUGACGAUUGGUGGAGGGGAGAACACAGGAGCAGGCUCAAAUGAGAAAGAAGGUGGACGAGGCGAUCGGAGACAGAACAGACGGGAAGGAGGUGGGCAGACCCGACAGAAUCGAGGAGACAGCUUGUCAGUAGCCAAUUUGUGA